AUGGAAAGGUGGACAAAGAAUGCAAACAAGUCUUUAGUUUUGAAUUCUGAUCGCUUGGAAAUAAAAGAUGGCAAGGCUGGGAUGGAAGCCAUGCGAAUUAUUCAUUACUGUCGUCGAUCAGUUGAGCUAGCAUAUAUGUACUUGGGUAAGUCAGAGAAAGCAUAUGAUGUGGCAAUAGAUUUUCUUAACCAAGAUUUUGAAAAAAUCAAGGAAAUUGACAUUGUUGAACUUGGAAAAGAACAUGGUCAAGACAUGCAGAAAGAAUUAUUUGCUGACGUUGAACCAAAAUCAACUACAGAUCAGUCAUAUGCCGCUUCUACAACUACAGAAGUACCUAACGAUGCUUUAUGUGUCUCUUCCUCUACUAAUACGAUCAUAGGUGACCCACGCAUCUCCCAAACCAAAGGUAGGAAGACUGAGAAAGGAAAGGAAAAUGCAGCGGAAGAUUUGCGCAUCAAGAGUGGUAUAGAAUUGUCAAAAGAAGCAAGAAAACCUAGAAUUUGCAGGUAUUGCGGUUUGGGAGGCCAUGACUCUCGCACAUGUAAAAAAAGAAGGCUGACCAGUUAA
Messenger RNA from Papaver somniferum (opium poppy), 567 nucleotides. RefSeq lists its product as uncharacterized. The coding region runs from base 1 to 567 and encodes 188 amino acids. Lineage: Eukaryota; Viridiplantae; Streptophyta; Magnoliopsida; Ranunculales; Papaveraceae. The transcript has a single exon. The record is from RefSeq and is a predicted model, not a curated record.